Molecule: messenger RNA, 401 nt
Organism: Salmo salar (Atlantic salmon)
Lineage: Eukaryota; Metazoa; Chordata; Actinopteri; Salmoniformes; Salmonidae
Gene: sax
Product: Saxiphilin
Source: RefSeq, marked provisional
GAGGUUUUGUCCUUUUUGUUUAUUUAUUUUGAACUUUGAUACAUUUCAGUUCCUCCUCCACAGACAGACGCAUGUAGGAGCCUGUCCAACAGUCACCCCGAACCUUUGACCUUUUGCCAGGCUCAGACAGGGUGACCCCUCAUAGGCCCAGCAGCCACUCCAAAAUAGAGUGUUAUUGUUUUUAAAAAACAACGCAGCAACUCUGCCGUCACAACCAAUCCCGUCGUCCCUGUACGUUUAAUGUCAAAUCUGGAAGAUUUCCCUCCUUUAAAAAAAAUAAAAAGUACCGUAGACUUAUGUACAAAUCAAAAACUGUCCAACAAAGUUACAAACUUAUUGCUUCUUCCAACCCUGCAACCACUGAAGUAUUAUGCGCUUAAUACACAGGUGCUUCAUGUCUU